Endocarpon pusillum Z07020 is the source of this 2184-nucleotide messenger RNA. RefSeq lists its product as uncharacterized. Gene Ontology annotation, molecular function: zinc ion binding; protein binding; histone methyltransferase activity. Gene Ontology annotation, cellular component: nucleus. The record is from RefSeq and is a predicted model, not a curated record. NCBI's taxonomy places the organism in Eukaryota, Fungi, Ascomycota, Eurotiomycetes, Verrucariales, Verrucariaceae. Bases 1 to 2184 code for a protein of 727 amino acids. The transcript has 3 exons.
AUGACCUUUCUGAAGGAGGAUUCCAAAAAGCGACUGCACACUGGGCAGCUAAAAUUGCAGGCUCUAGAUAAAGAAUCUUCCACGUCGUCAAAACGCGCCAAAUCCACUUCCCUAGGUUCUGACCGCAAGACCUCUCUGCCCUAUGUCUCAUCCAAACCCCCCUCAACAGCCACCACAAAAACUCGCUUUAGCACACCUACAAGUGAGAUAUUUAUCAAGAAGAAUGCCAACAGACCACUGUUUAAAUCCCCAUCCUGGCAGAAUAGAAAAAUACUUCAGCAGAAUGGAGCAAGAUCCCCAGUGGCUGGCACGCCAACUCCAACCGCAGUACCUACUACAUACAAGGCUUCGGAUUUUCCGAAAAACAGCACACUUACAGCAAGACGAAAGUCGAUAAACCUGUUGCCGUCUCUGCCGAGUCGGGUGAAGAGUGAACCACAUAGCCCAUCCAAAAAUGGCUGCUCUGAUGAGCCUACUUCAGAGCCAUACCCGACGAAGCAGGCGCAACACUAUCACCACUCAUCUGCGGAUAGCCCUGAACCAGAGCAAAAGCUUCUUAGUGCUCGUCGUCAUUCGAAUCACAAACGAUUUAUCAAUCAGGAAAGACAGAUUUCCAAGACAAGAAGCCUACCUAGAGGACAAUCGAAGCCCCCCAAAAUCACUUCAGCUUACCCGGUUUUGCGCCGUACAUCUACGCGGGUUAGCAAACUUCAGAGCGCUACUUCUAGUUCACGUCUAAGCCCUGAUUCAUCGUCCUGUAGCCUCACCAAGCCCAAUUCAAAUAACAGCAAACAAAAAGCAUCCUCCAAGGCCAAAAGCAUCAAUUCGUCAUCAACACCAUUAAGGCCUACCGUGGUAGUGGAGAUUGACAACUCACCAUACAAGUCGGCUUCGCGAAAGCUGCUCGAGAAAUUCCGCCAACCUUUCCCUAGAUCAGAGAGUGCUACGACCACAAAAGCCAGUGUCAAAAGCGCUAGAAAGCAAAAAGAGGCCCAAUUGCUCACUGAACUCAAAAAGGAUACCACCAUAGCUCAAUCGCGCGCCUCAACUGUCGAAGACUUUUUCGGAAGCCAUGGCCUCUCGAAACACUACAACGAUGCAUGUACGAUUGACCAGCGAAGGUCCCUUCAAGUUGCCCAGACCAAGGCCAAGAGAGUCAAGAGAUCAAAAAUCAAGCUUGAUUGGGAAGCACCGUUAACAGAAAUAGUAGCAAGCACCUUCAACCCUGCAGACGUGAUACCUCCAUCAGAGCAAGCCAAGCGCCUUCUUGAUUUAAAGUUUCAGGAUGUAUCUGGCGGGGCUUCUCUUACGUUUGUGAACGAAAAAAACGAUAUACAAAUCAGUGGCAAGUUCCAGUUCGUUGAUUCUUAUUUACAAAGAGGACUUCGAGAGAUCGCACAGAAAUCGCAAGUCACGUCACCCGAAAUUGGUUGUACAUGCUCUGGUCAGUGCGAGUCUGACGACUCAGCUUGUCGCUGUCUACGAGUCGCAGAGGGGUCAGUUAGACCAUACAUCAAACGUGAUGAUGGUCUUGUUACGCUCAAUCCUCAUUUCAUCGAUACUGUUGGUUUUGCACCUGAGAAAAUUUUCGAAUGCAACACCAGUUGCCGGUGCAGUGGUGACUGCUUCAACACCGUCGUUCAAAAAGGUAGAACUGUACCCCUGCAGAUUUUUAUGACCGAGCGCUGUGGCUUCGGCAUUCGCUCUCCAGAACGGAUCAAGAAAGGCCAAUUCAUCGACGUUUAUCUUGGAGAGCUUCUAACCACCAAAGCCAUCGAGGAGUAUGAGAAUGCCAGCACGGAAAUGUCGUCCUCAUACGUCUUCUCCCUGGACUUCUUUGGCCCUGCCUCCUACCAUGUUCAAGGCCUGCACUUUGGAAGCCCAACCCGCUUCAUCAACCACUCCUGCAAUCCAAACACCCGCACAUUCACAGUGAUGAUGAACCACGCAGAUCAGAAGGUAUACAAACUGGCCUACUUCGCAAUCCGCAACAUACCGGCAAUGAAAGAAAUCACCUUCGACUACAGCCCGGAAACAGCGAACGAGGAGCCCUGGGUUCCCACCCCAGGAGAAGAAGACGAGGGCGUGGUGAGAUGCCUGUGCGGAGAGAAAAACUGUCGAGGCAGGGUUUGGCCGAAGCGGCAGACAGCGAGGAGGAAGGGAAGGGGCUGGGCCAGAACAUAA